This is a messenger RNA of Pungitius pungitius (ninespine stickleback), 2391 nucleotides long. It is a transcript of the gene mstnb, whose product is annotated as myostatin b. Bases 143 to 1273 code for a protein of 376 amino acids. The transcript is spliced from 3 exons. Gene Ontology annotation, cellular component: extracellular region. Lineage: Eukaryota; Metazoa; Chordata; Actinopteri; Perciformes; Gasterosteidae. Gene Ontology annotation, molecular function: cytokine activity; growth factor activity. The record is from RefSeq and is a predicted model, not a curated record.
CUGUCCAGCCAAUCAUAGUUUUUGACGACACAAAAGAGCCUAAAGUUGGAGUAUAAAAGGUGUGCGCUAAUAAAGUGUGAUACCUAUCAGAGUGGGACAUUAAUCCAAUCCCAGUCGGGUCCAGCACACACCAAGGGAGAGAAUGCAUCUGUCUCUGACUGUGAUGUAUCUCAGCUUGCUGAUUGCUUUGGGUUCAGUCGUUUUGAGCGACCAAGAGACGCAGCAGCAGCCCGUCGCCAGCAGCCCGGAGGACACGGAGCAGUGCUCCUCCUGCGAGGUCCGCCAGCAGAUCAAAACCAUGCGACUAAACGCGAUCAAAUCGCAGAUUUUGAGCAAACUGCGAAUGAAAGAAGCUCCAAAUAUCAGCCGAGACAUUGUGAAGCAGCUCCUGCCCAGAGCGCCGCCGCUGCAGCAGCUUCUGGACCAGUACGACGUGCUGGGAGAUGACAACAAGGAUGAGGUUAUGGAGGAGGACGAUGAGCACGCCACCACGGAGACAAUAAUGAUGAUGGCCACUGCACCCGAGUCCAUCGUCCAGACGGACGGGGAACCAAAGUGCUGCUUUUUCUCUUUCACCCAAAGGCUCCAGGCCACGCGCGUGCUGCGGGCUCAGCUGUGGGUGAACCUGCGGCCGGCGGGGGAGGCGACCACGGUGUUCAUGCAGAUCUCCCGCCUGAUGCCAGCCGCGGACGGGAGGAGGCACGUACGCAUCCGCUCCCUGAAGAUUGACGUGAAUGCCGGAGUCAGCUCUUGGCAAAGCAUCGACGUCAAACAAGUGCUGGCUGUGUGGCUGCAGCAGCCGGAGACCAACUGGGGAAUCGAGAUCAACGCCUUCGACUCGAGGGGAAACGACUUGGCUGUGACCUCCACGGAGCCCGGGGAGGAAGGACUGCAACCGUUCAUGGAGGUGAAGAUCUCCGAGGGGCCCAGGCGGGCCAGGAGAGACUCGGGCCUGGACUGUGACGAGAAUUCCCUGGAGUCCCGGUGCUGUCGUUACCCGCUCACUGUGGACUUUGAAGACUUUGGCUGGGACUGGAUUAUUGCGCCCAAGCGCUACAAGGCCAACUAUUGCUCCGGGGAGUGUGAGUACAUGCACCUGCAGAAGUAUCCGCACACCCACCUGGUGAACAAGGCCAACCCCCGAGGGAGCGCCGGGCCCUGCUGCACGCCCACCAAGAUGUCGCCCAUCAACAUGCUCUACUUCAACAGGAAAGAGCAGAUCAUCUACGGCAAGAUCCCUUCCAUGGUGGUGGACCGCUGUGGAUGCUCUUGAGAUGGAUGGAGGGGCUGUGGCUUCAUCCGUCCCCCGACUUCAAACUUUUUUACCCACCCGAUCCACCCGAUCCACCCGAUCCACCUGAUCCACCCGAUCCACCUGAUCCACCUGAUCCACCCGAUCCACCCGAUCCACCUGAUCCACCUGAUCCAACGCUUUCCUGCAGAACACGGGGCAGUAGAACCACAGUAGCCACAAACAGGGCAGCGCUCUCCCAACCAGCCUGGCGCUUGCUUUCAUUCCCCCCAUUGAAAUGUCAGCCAUGGGGGCUUCAAGUCAGACGCUCGGAGAAAGUUCCGUUCACACUCAAACACACCUGCCGAAUCCUGGAGGGAAGGUAGAAAGCACCUGUGUUCUCUGCUGUUCAUUUAUACACACAUCUACUCCACUCCAUAUGUAGCCAACAUGAAAACUAUUACACUUUUUGCUAAGAUAUGUGCUCGUGGUAAUCAUUUAAAACACAAGUUAUGUUGUCAGAGUGAAAACCUCAUGGACUUUUUGAAACACAUCUGGAGGCUGAAACGAGGGAUGAAAACUGGCAAACCCUUAAUCACUCAAAUAUCAUUUGAACUGCACCCGAUUUUUAGACAAUCAAUUGCAAGUCAUUCUCUCUCUUGUAUUGCAUUAAACUUUAAGUUGUCGUUUUAAGUAAAACGUGGUAAACACAUCCUGUAGCAUACAUACAAGCAGCAACAUAUCUGACCGAGGACCCUGGUGUUCUUCACUAUCCAACCAAACAGCCUGAGCCCUGUGAGAGACACUUGAAUUAUUCGCAUUGUAAAUUCACACGAGUGGACAGAAGGACUUGAAGUGACCAGUCACAAGUCACAGUGACUUACUCAUGAACAGAGGAAGUGGCUUGUGGAGAUGGAUGAAUGUUGAGAUCAUGCUCAGCACAGUUUGCACUAUGGCACACCAAUAGAACAAUUGGUUGCAACAAAAGUUGUAAAAACUGAUUUUGAUAUGUUUGCUAAUUUGUAUUGUAUACAUGUGCCAUUGUUUCCAUUAGGGGUUUCCUUUCUAAACCACCUGUUGGUAAAUGUAUAAAACCACCACCUGCCAAGAUAAAUGAUGUAGUGCAGCAACUCUAUAUACUUGUUUUAACAAAUAAAGUU